GGACUGGACCGACUGGAACGUGAGAAUGUAAAUGUUUACUGAAAAGUAUGGUCUAAUCUUUCAUCUUUAGGGUGUGGGCGGCAACCAGUCUGCAGUCUCUUUCUCUAAAGCCUUACAUAAUAUAUGGCAUUCACUUACAACAAAUUGGCAUAAUUAUUAGACAGUUAAACGAGAAUCUACCAGUUGAUAUAAUGGAGGACUACACUAAACAAGUGAAGCAGUUUGUGGAAGAACACUCUACUGCAGUCGCAGUUGUUCUGGUUACAGGUGUCGGUCUCUUUGCACUGAAGAGAUGGAUGGGCGGCGGAGUCUGCCGAAGCAAAGCCCGCUUGGACGGCAAAAUUGUACUGAUCACUGGUGCCAACACUGGUAUUGGUAAAGAGACAGCGGUGGAUAUUGCCAAGAGAGGUGCAAGGUUGAUCCUUGCUUGCAGAGACAUGGGCAGAGCCAACAAGGCAGCAGAGGAGAUCAGGGAGAGGAGUGGAAAUGGCAACGUGGUUGUGAAGAAGUUGGAUCUGGCCUCCCUGCAGUCUGUCCGAGCUCUGGCCAAAGACGUACAUGAAACUGAGGAGAGAUUGGAUAUUCUGAUCAAUAAUGCUGGGAUAAUGAUGUGCCCAAAAUGGCAGACAGAAGAUGGCUUUGAGAUGCAGUUGGGUACGAACCACCUAGGUCAUUUCCUGCUCACCAAUUUACUUCUGGACUUGUUGAAGAAAUCAGCACCCAGUCGUGUUGUCAAUGUUUCUAGCCUGGCCCAUGAGACAGGCAAGAUUCAUUUUGAUGAUAUAAACCUGGACAAAAACUAUGAUCCAUACACAAGCUAUCUGCAGAGCAAGCUGGCUAAUGUUCUGUUUAACCAUGAACUAGCCGUCAGGUUGCAAGGCACAGGAGUGACAACUUACGCCCUUCAUCCUGGGGUGAUCCGUACUGAGCUGGGCCGGCACUUGUUGCCCUCUCUGCCUUUGUGGAAGAGGCUUCUGUUCAUACCCUUCAUUUUUCUGAUCAAAACACCUUGGCAGGGUGCACAGACCACCAUCUACUGCGCAGUGGAUGAGAGUCUACAGAAUUCUAGUGGUCUUUACUACAGUGACUGUGCACCCAAAGAGGCAGCUCCUCAGGGUAGGGAUGAUGCUGCAGCCCGCAGACUGUGGGACCUCAGUGCUUCCAUGGUGGGCCUGGCUUGAGACAACACCUUGCCCCAUGAACUACUGUCUUCACUUAAGAAGCGUGUCCCCUUUUUCCUCCACAACCUUGCAUUCCUAAAUUUUAGACCAUACUAAAUCUGCUUAACUUUAUAUGAACAACAAAGAGGCUCUUUGAAUAAGAAUGUGGAAAAGUAAUAAUGUUCGAUACGCAGGGUGAUAUAUCAGAGACAUUGGCUCUGUAAUGAAGUGCCUGUGCAACAUGAUAAACCGAAAUAUAAAUCACUAUUAGAAGCAUUAAAUGAUUUGACAUUUUAUAUACGUAUCAUAUUUCUUUGUCAUAUUCUGCAUAGCCGUACAAAUUUAACAAAAAUACAUUACAAAAGACAUUUGAUCUACGCAUCAAUGCAAUGUAAAAAUAUUUUGAUACAAUGCAUCAAAAUAUUAUUAUGUGUAAAGAUAACCAUUUCCAUGAAACCUAUUUUCGAAUCAUGAAAUAAAGACUGAAUUAUUA
Messenger RNA from Myxocyprinus asiaticus (Chinese sucker), 1653 nucleotides. RefSeq lists its product as uncharacterized. The record is from RefSeq and is a predicted model, not a curated record. The transcript has 7 exons. Lineage: Eukaryota; Metazoa; Chordata; Actinopteri; Cypriniformes; Catostomidae. The coding region runs from base 192 to 1181 and encodes 329 amino acids.